Messenger RNA from Penicillium alfredii, 237 nucleotides. RefSeq lists its product as uncharacterized. The transcript is spliced from 2 exons. The record is from RefSeq and is a predicted model, not a curated record. The coding region runs from base 1 to 237 and encodes 78 amino acids. NCBI's taxonomy places the organism in Eukaryota, Fungi, Ascomycota, Eurotiomycetes, Eurotiales, Aspergillaceae.
AUGACAAUCGACAAUGUGGACUACGGGAUCGAAGUGACGCAGUGCUAUGGGCAGCGGAACCUGACUCUGUGUAAUGAGUACCCUAGCAACCUCACUAUUUCAGACAUCCACUUUAAAAACAUCAAGGGCGUGACUUCGGGCAAGUAUGAUCCCAAGGUUGGUAGGAUUGUAUGCUCUAGUCCUAAGGUGAGUGGUCCAGCAUGCCAGACAACACCAGGAAGCUCUUCUAGGGUAUAA